Molecule: messenger RNA, 468 nt
Organism: Rotaria sp. Silwood2
Lineage: Eukaryota; Metazoa; Rotifera; Eurotatoria; Philodinida; Philodinidae
Source: the annotation of a GenBank genome assembly
AUGGUUAGAAUUGCAAUUAUUCGAAAUCGCUAUAAUGAAGUCGAACGUUAUCGAACUAGUAAUAAAGUUUGGAACCUUAGAGCCAGUCAUGAUACGACAACAUUAGAUAGUGUCAGUAAUGCUCAAGAAUAUCUUGACGAAGCUGGUAAAAUAUGGGGUAUUUCAAGAACCGAUGAGGGUCAGAACUACAUUGAUCGUUUGAAACUAAAAUGUAGAGCCAGUAGACCUGGUGCGGCCGAUUAUACAGACGAACUCAAAUUGGAGAAUUCAAAUUGUGUAAACACGUAUAUUUAUGUUGUUCUUCAUCGAAGUUCAGAUGGUGAAAUUACAGUGACAUUUUCGUAUCACUGUUUAACAACAGAUGGCUCACUUAAAGAAAAAGUAUACGAAUAUUUGAAAUUAGAAGCUGCUCAAAAUUUGAAAGGCAUGUUACCAAAAUGUGUUGAUUUUGAUUAUGAUUUCAGCUAA